Messenger RNA from Corylus avellana, 1509 nucleotides. Its product is annotated as F-box protein SKIP23-like. NCBI's taxonomy places the organism in Eukaryota, Viridiplantae, Streptophyta, Magnoliopsida, Fagales, Betulaceae. The record is from RefSeq and is a predicted model, not a curated record.
CCUCACCUCUUUCCAACUUCCUUCGUUUUCUUCUUUCUUCUCCGUAGAAAUUUGACCCUUGCAACAUCAAAUGCCGCCAGUUAGUACCUAAAUCUGCAUCUCUCUUUUUCUUUUCUUUUUCUCCAAGUCGCCGUUAGAUUCAUUACAUUGUUCUCUCAAAUCUCAAUUCCUGGAGAUCUGCAGAAAAUGGUAGUUGACUGGACGCAACUCCCGCAAGAACUACUGAAAUCAAUCUCCGACAGCAUCAAGAUCUACGCCGAUUACAUUCAUUUCCGCGCCGUCUGUCACAGCGUCCGAUCCUCCGUUCCUAACACCCCGCGCCACCUCCCUCCUCAGCUCCCAUGGCUCAUGCUACCUAACGCGCAAUCCGACCAAUCGGAUCCCGCAUUCUUAGACCUACAAAGCGCCGGCAAACUCCAUCAUCUCGAGAUCCCAGAGGACGUCUCGCACCACUCUUUCUUUUGCGGCUCGUCCCACGGCUGGCUCGUGCUCCUUUUCCAGUGUCCGGGGGUCCUUCUCUUCAACCCUCUCACUCAAGCCAGCCUCGAACUCCCUCCGUUCUCUGCCCCCUCCAAUGAACAGAGCUUCAACUUCUUAGAUGUCGACAUAAACGACCCGUUGGGCGAGAUGUACAUGCAUACUUUUCGGGGAUUGAUCGUAACGUCUGUAAGGAAAGUCGUUUUCUCCUCGUCCCCACUUAGCAACAACUUCAUCGCGCUGGCGAUUAUCAGCGGAUGCGAUAUUUUAGCGUACUGUAAGAAGGGCGAUCUAACAUGGACUUUGAUACCACGCACGAUGUUUUGCUGCGAGGACGUUAUAUAUUUCAACGACCUAUUCCACGUGGUUGACAAGCACGGCGCGCUUGCUGUGUGUGAUGUAAACGGCGCGUCGCCGAUUGUUUCCUUUAUCAAUCCGCCGUUACUGAUGGGCGGCGACACGCAUUAUUUGGUAAAUUCAGGGGACGACGAGUUGUUGUUGGUGACGCGGUAUGUGGAUAUGCAAUACGGCGACGUUGACACUAACGAGGUCGUGUCCUACAAAACGCUGCGGUUUGAGGUUUUCAGAAUGAAUUGGGGCGAGCCACGGUGGGAGACAGUUACAAGCUUGGGUGAUCGGAUGUUGUUUAUUGGGGAAAACUCAUCGGUGUCGUUUUUGGCUUCUGAUUUUAGGGGAUGUUCAGGGAAUUGUAUCUAUUUCACGGAUGAUAGUGAUUUCAAAUAUUAUCGUGUUCAUGGAGACUAUGAUUUGGGUAUAUUCAAGUUGUUGGAUGGGAGCAUUGAAAAGUUACCUUCUUGCCAGCGAAAUCCGGAUUCUAAGAAUUGUUGGCCUCCAACUUGGGUUACACCAAAUCCGUGCUAAUAUUAUACCUUGAAUGUAAGUGCGAGGAGCCCUUGGGUGAUCUGUUAUUCCUGAAAUUACUUUGUUUAUAUAAAAUCUGACUAUAUGUUGACUUUCUUCAUGGGAGAAGAUUUCUCAGUAUAAUAUAUAUCAUAUCUCAUAAUUAUCUCA